AUGGAUGACCAAACAAAAUUGUUGAUUGGUUUGGUUUGUAGCGAUGAAGAAUUGGUGGAGUACUACGUUCAGUUAAUCACUGAAAUUAAACGGUUCAGUUUAAAAGCUAUUUGGUGUCCCGAUACAGAACGAAGUAUAGGUAUUGCAGCCGAUAACGAUGUGCCAUCCGUGUCACAUACAGCAUUUCAGUUAAUUUCAAAAAGUGAUACAAAUGCGAUUGUUAUUGCUGGACAUGCUGCUCAUAAUGCCUUAUUUUGUAUGCAAGCACAAGCUUUGAAGAAGAAAGCAAUAUGUAUUGGUACAGCUGCACUUUCUGAGCAGACGGCUCAACUGCUUGCGGAAUUUUCGGAAAAGCAUCAUACAUUUCUGCAAAUUAUCUAUCCAUUGAAGCAAAUAUUGCGAAAAAUAGGUUCAAUUCAAAGUAUAACUGCAGAGGCAACAUUCGAACAACCUCACGAUGCUAAACAUCGUCUGUACAACGAAUGCAACACUGUUCUUCAUCAAGUAAGCCAUGAACUUAUCGAUGCUCUGAGUGCAAUUUGUGGUUGCAACCCGAUACCGAUUGCAGCCACAUGCCAUCAACAAAGCAGUUUGGUGGAACAUUUUCGGUUGCAAGAAUUGCAAUAUGUGCAUAUGCAAAUUGCAUUUGGUAAUGCAGUUGCAAGCAUUCGAAUUACUGUAAAUACAACCAAAACAUUGGUUUUGCGGAUCACUGGCGAACUGGGGUUCUUCCAGAUGGACCCUCGUAUGCUUAUACUAGAAGGAUGUGAAGGUCAAGGAGUACUAUGGCGAGGUGAUGGUACCAUGGAAAGUAUUAUUCGUACCGGCAUCGUGAAAGCCUUGGAAAACUGUGAUUGUGAUAAAAUAUCAACAGAUACCAAUGAGCUGAGUUUGGUGCAGUGUGUUUCGACGUGUCGUUUCAUAUGAUCUGUCAGAUAUCUAAAACGGUUAUCCUCAAAUUGGAGUUAUUUAGCAC
This is a messenger RNA of Loa loa (African eye worm), 976 nucleotides long. RefSeq lists its product as hypothetical. The coding region runs from base 1 to 927 and encodes 308 amino acids. The transcript is spliced from 4 exons. Lineage: Eukaryota; Metazoa; Nematoda; Chromadorea; Rhabditida; Onchocercidae. The record is from RefSeq and is a predicted model, not a curated record.